AUGGCUUUCCAAAAGGAGUACCUUGAUUUGGUGUUGGUCCCUUGUGGACUGCUCAUAAUGUUUGCUUAUCAUCUCUUCCUCCUCUACAGAUACCUUAAUUGUCCGCACACCACGGUGAUGGGUUUUGAGAACAAUGACAAAAUAGCUUGGGUGGAAAGAAUUAUGCAGAUUGAUAAACGGGACGUUGGAGUAGCUCUAUCUGUCAUAUCAUCAAACACAUCAGCUGCAACUUUCUUGGCAUCAGUCUCUUUAACGCUCUGCUCUCUCAUUGGUGCUUGGAUUGCAAACUCCUCUAAAGAAUUUCUGCAGAGUGAAUUAAUCUACGGAGACACAAGGCCAUCCACCAUGUCUAUCAAGUACAUAAGCCUCCUAACCUGCUUCCUCCUCGCUUUUUCAUGCUUUGUUCAGUCAGCAAGGAGCUUCGUCCAUGCAAACUAUCUGAUAAGCACCCCAGAUAGCAACAUACCUGCGCAGAAUGUGGAAGUGGCAGUUAUAAGGGGUGGUGAUUUUUGGUCACUCGGGCUUAGAGCACUUUAUUUUGCUCUGGAUUUGCUGCUAUGGUUUUUUGGGCCGAUACCCAUGUUUGUUUCCUCCAUUGUUAUGGUUAUAGUCCUCCAUUAUCUUGACACAAACACAACUCUGUUGCAUCAGCAUAGGUCCCCAGGGAACAAGAUGGUCAAAAGCGUGGCUGACUGA
This is a messenger RNA of Corylus avellana, 696 nucleotides long. The record is from RefSeq and is a predicted model, not a curated record. NCBI's taxonomy places the organism in Eukaryota, Viridiplantae, Streptophyta, Magnoliopsida, Fagales, Betulaceae.